GGCUUACACAUUUCUGUGACCUUGUCCCUGUUAUCAAUGUCUUGGUGUCCCCCUCUCCUUCUGUCUCGUUCUUCUCUUCAACAUCAGAGUUGUCUCUGUACCCUGCUACCUCGCAGUAUCCUCACGAAAACAUUGCUACUGACUGCCUCUCGCAAUUGGGUUCUAGAUUCCCCUGUCGACAAGAGACGAUGUUAGUCGUCUUGGCUCCGUGAGCUACGGUUUCCCGGCCGCUGAAGAGCACUGCUGUUAUUAGACAGCCCUUCUUGCGUUGCCCCUGAAGAGUACCAUCACCGCCUACGUUUAUAAAUACCUGUCACCAACUUUGAAGCUGGUCGCCAUCAUCACUCCAUAGUCCGCAGCACACUUUGCUCAUCAAAAGACAGCUAGCCGACGACUCUCGGUCACACCUCCUACUCCGCUCUUGCUCCGAGCACCACCACUGAGGCAACAGUUACAUAUCCCUUCGCCUUCAACACAGCCAACCCCAGAAAAUAGCCAUAAAUGUGUGUGCAAUCUGACUGGGUGUUUACCUGCGGCCACCGGGCCUUUGCCAAGUUCGACAACUGUCCCAAGUUUGGUCGUGGUUGUUUUGGUCAAAACGGAACACAUCAAGAUGUGUAUGUGCAAGAUAUAUGCAGUGACUGCAAACUUCGACCACUUGAUCCCAACCCGCAGGCCGUGUCGAACGACCCGUACAGGAAGAAGAGAAAGAUCAGGUGAACAUGCCGCUGUUGGCAUGUUUGUAGCGAGUCAUUGUUGCCUGGCGUUGGGGUAUAUGAGGGUACAUAGUGGGAUGCAUACAUAUCGUAGGUGAUCCUCACUCUUCACAAGACCGAAGGCUUGCUAACAUGAUGGGUUAGGUAAAUAAGUGAGCACAUGGUGUUAUGAUGAUGAUGAUGAUAUAAGGGGUGGUUCAAUUUGUCUUUGGAGACAGGCG
Molecule: messenger RNA, 937 nt
Organism: Podospora pseudopauciseta
Lineage: Eukaryota; Fungi; Ascomycota; Sordariomycetes; Sordariales; Podosporaceae
Exons: 2
Coding region: 502-720 (72 amino acids)
Source: RefSeq, a predicted model, not a curated record